UUGGCGUGCUUUAUAUUUUUAUUUACAAACGUCUUCCGUAGCAGCUGUUAGUAGAUCUAACGCAUUGCUGUCAUUAAUGCAUUAUAUUUUGCUUGUUUAGUCGAUAGAUACUCAAGUGCAUAUAUCACUAUUAUAAGUUUUUAGUUGAUUCUAAAAUGUUAAAUAGUGAUAUUAAACCACCAAUCAAACCAAGAAGAAAGCAUCUUGAGGUCCCCGUUCACAAACCCGAAAGAGACAAUAGCAAUCAACAGAAGAUUAAAAGGACUUAUUCAGCAAAUUUCAGUUCGAGAAAACAUAGACAUAAAAACGAUUGUCCAGAGAACGUACCCACACAAAAAUAUAGCGAAGUUAUAAUCGAGUUACCCGAGCGUGAAUCAUCUCACAGAACGUGUAGGAAGGGUUUAACUAGGGAAAUAGAAAAACUAACUAGAGAAAAUGAGGAAAUUGUCGAAAAAUUUAAUGAACUUGAAGAACUUUCCGUAAAUCGGAUAGUGAAACUCAAAGAAAAAGUCAAUCAUUUGCAAGAUAUCAAUGCGGAUAUCAGCAAGCAAGCUGAAUCGGUCAAAUACCAAUACGAUGAACUAUUAAAAUGUUAUGAUGAUGUGAGGAAUCAGUUAGAGUUAACUAAAGUUUGCAAGAAUUGCGAAAAAAUAAAUGAAACUUUAAGGAAAAUAAACGAAGAAAACGAUAUUUUGAGAAAGAAAAACAGUAAUAUAAGUGAAGAUUUGAAUAUGCUAAAAACAGUGAUAUUCAGAUUAAACGUACAGUUAGAACGAUAUCAAGAAAAAUUAAGAAAGUAUAAUUUGAGUUUAGACAAGUCCACGAUUCAUCUUAGACAAGAGCAUUUUUCAAGUAGUCAGCUUAGAGAUGGAGAAAUUAUAAAUAUAUUUUCUAGCGAUCAUCAGAAUCACAAACACACCCCUAUAUCGUGGGGAUCUGUAAACAGUCAUACUUUAGGACCACUCCUAGAUGCCUAUCAAGAUACAAUAAAUGAGAAAGACGAAAUUAUCCAGAAUUAUGAGUUAGAAUUAGCAAAAUUUACUGGUCAAAUGAAAGAAAUUAUAGAAGAAAAUGAAGAACUUUACAAAAAAUUAACAGAAGAUGAAAAUUGUAGCACCAAAUUAAAAACACAACUAGAAAAUAUAAAAGAAGAAAUUAAAGUAACAAAGGAGCAAAAUGAUGCUUUAAUUAAAAAAUGUGCCAUAAAACAAGAUAAAAUUGAAGAAAUUUUGAGAAUUUACGAAAAUAAAGUGGGGCAAAUGAAAAGAGACUACCAAGUGAUACACGACGAAUAUAUUAAGUUGAGAGCAGAAAAUAAUGCCCUGAAAGAUAAAAUAAAGUCUUUAGUUGAUUCGCAGGACGAUAUUAAAAAUGAACGUCAAAAUUAUAUUCCUAUUGCGGUUCAUACUGCCAGUGUAAAUGAAUGCAAAAAAUGGUAUGAAGAACUGAAACACCAAUAUGAGAAUGAAAAGGAAAAAUUAAAAGAGAAUAUUGAUUGGCAAGCAAAAGUAAUAAGAGAAUUAAACGAGAGCAUUAGAAUUUUGAAAAAAUCUAAAGAAGAAAUCGAGGAGAAGGUUCUUCAUCUUGAGAGGGAAUUGAAAAAAGCCGAAACUCGCCAACUAGAUUUGGAACAUACGCUGAACGAAGUCCAACUUUCCAAGAGCGCUUGCAGGAAGCAGUUGCACAAAGCUAUGACUUUUGCCAAGGAACUGGUUGCUGAGCAAGAGACCUUGCUGGAAGCCCUCAAUAUGAGACAACAAGAGAAUAAGGCUGUAAAAAAAAUUGGCACUGACAUGGCCCAAAAAAUGGAUACCCUAAAAUCUCAGUUAAAGGAUGUUCAAAAAUCGGCAUGGCAAGAAUUUAGUACAGUGGAACAGAGGAUCCAUGAACAAGGCGAUUUGAUAGAAUCUAUGAAAGACGAACACACAAAAGAAAUUGAAAGGCUACAACAAGUUAUUAAAGAGCAAGAAGAAAAAAUAUCUAAAGAAACUAAAAAAGAAGCUAGUGUACCUGUGAGCCCAUACAAAUUGUUUAAAGAUAAGUAUUCGUAGAAUUCAAAUAAAAAUGAUUGU
Molecule: messenger RNA, 2072 nt
Organism: Sitophilus oryzae (rice weevil)
Lineage: Eukaryota; Metazoa; Arthropoda; Insecta; Coleoptera; Curculionidae
Gene: Cep89
Product: protein Cep89 homolog
Biological process (GO): mitochondrion organization; cilium assembly; chemical synaptic transmission
Cellular component (GO): ciliary transition fiber; centriole
Source: RefSeq, a predicted model, not a curated record